UAAUAUUUUGAGUUCUGAUUCAAAAUUAAAUGUGAAUAAAAAAUUGCAAAAUGGAAUAACUGAAAAAAAAAUGAAAUGAAGAUUAACAGUAUCUAUAUAUUGCACUUAGGCUCAAUAAGAUUUAAUGAUAAAAGCAGUUUCAGGUUCAUAAGUAAAUAGUUGAUAGAAUAUAUUCCAAACUAGAGAUGUGGCGUACGGACUGAAGGACGAAAAGCCAGACGGACAAAUUCAGAUCUAUAUCCCUACACCUUCUGAGAUUAUCACAAGACUGACAAAAUAGUUAAAAUAUACAAAUUACUAAAACACAAAUGUAGUGUACAAAGCUUAUAACUUUUACAAGGCAUACGCCACUUCUACAACAUUUAAAAGAUUGUAAGAAAUUUCUAUGCAUGUAUGUCAAUGAUACCCAAAAUCUGUUUCUUUUAAAUAGUUUAUGCAGCUAGCAAUGGCCAAAAUCAUUUUGACUUAUUCGUAUUGUUUCAGUAAUACAGAACGACGUACAAUCCAAGACUCUUUGGAUUUUUGGUCAAGUAACAGGGACAUUGUUUUACAGAAAUGUAGAAAAAAGCGUCAAGGUCGUAAGAGAAUAUGCACGGGGCAUAGAGUGUGGCAACCAAGGCGUUUUCAGAACGGAGACAUUCUCCCAGAGUUGCUUAUUGUCAAUGUUGAAGCAUGUGUAUUCAAGACAAAGAUUGGAGAAGUCGUUACCGUUGGCCCUAGUAGCAGAUAUACCGUGUUUGCCAUAACAUACGGGAACGGAAACCAUUUCAUAUGUGAAUUUUUCCACGAUGGUUCCGGUAAGCUAUAUGACGGGCUGAAAAAUAAAGUCCAGCCACAAAAGAAAGAAAUGCACGGAUAUACUCAAGUUCAUGCACUACUGCUUCGUGUCAGGCAAAAAAACGUACUUAAAGCAAUACUUUAAAUAAGUGAAAAUGUGUUAUUUGUAUCAUAUAUCACAUAGAACUACAAACGUGUGGAAGCUACAGUAAAGAAACAUUUCAUAAUAACCAUCGGCUUUUACAGAUGAAAACCUAAAAAUUCUACUGUUAAUUGCGUAAGACUAUGUGAACAACUUCAUUUUUCAUCUUGUGAUUUUUUCUAUAAAAUGAUUUGAGCUUUUCUCGUAUCAUGUUGUUAAUGUAAGUAAAACACAUUAUCUACUUACAAAUGCUUGAAUGUCUGUAUGGUAAUAUAGACUUUUGAGAAAAGCUUUUAUUUCUUUUCAAAUAACUGUCAUUAAAGGAUAACACUUUUUUUUCUGAUUAAAUAUUAAUGUAAUGGUUAUAAAGUAGCUUACCAUAGUAAGUUGUGUCUCUGAAACAACAAAUUGAUGUUUUGUUUUAAUGACAGACAAACAUACAAGAGUUUGCUAGACAGACUUUUGCCUAAACAUCCAGAUGGGUUUAUAGGUUUCAUGAUUAUUGAUUGCCCGGAGCAAAUCUCCUUAACUAUGAAAGCAUUUAGUUGAUAUUUGGCGCAUAAAUAGAGGUGAAUGACAGAAAGAAUUUACGUAUUUCCUUCUGUCCCUUAUUCGGAGUUGAAUAAGGAAUAAGGAACUGGUUCCCUAUUCCUUAUUCGACUAUAACAUUUUUUUCAAAAAAAAUUAUGUAGAUGCUUUAUUUCAAGAUUUUAAUGAUUGAUUCUUGCAAUUCUUAUGCUGC
Molecule: messenger RNA, 1661 nt
Organism: Ruditapes philippinarum (Manila clam)
Lineage: Eukaryota; Metazoa; Mollusca; Bivalvia; Venerida; Veneridae
Exons: 3
Coding region: 434-922 (162 amino acids)
Source: RefSeq, a predicted model, not a curated record